Molecule: messenger RNA, 2053 nt
Organism: Physeter macrocephalus (sperm whale)
Lineage: Eukaryota; Metazoa; Chordata; Mammalia; Artiodactyla; Physeteridae
Product: LIM domain-binding protein 3
Exons: 9
Coding region: 168-1364 (398 amino acids)
Biological process (GO): muscle structure development; actin cytoskeleton organization; heart development
Cellular component (GO): Z disc; filamentous actin; adherens junction
Molecular function (GO): muscle alpha-actinin binding; actin binding
Source: RefSeq, a predicted model, not a curated record
CGGGCGGGCACAGUGUAGGGUUACAGUCCAUUUAUGGACGCAGCAGAGGGCAGAUAUCAGUGUCGAUGGCAUUCGUUCCCAGCUAUUCUUAGGAGCCUCUCAGGAGCUGCACACAGCCCGGCCAGGCAGAAAGGGACGGAGCAGAGGCCGCCGCUGUCAGCACCGGCAUGUCUUACAGCGUGACCCUGACCGGGCCUGGGCCCUGGGGCUUCCGUCUGCAGGGGGGCAAGGACUUCAACAUGCCACUCACCAUAUCCCGGAUCACACCAGGCAGCAAGGCCGCCCAGUCCCAGCUCAGCCCGGGUGACCUUGUGGUGGCCAUUGACGGCGUCAACACAGAUACCAUGACCCACCUGGAGGCCCAGAACAAGAUCAAGUCUGCCAGCUACAACCUGAGUCUCACACUGCAGAAGUCGAAGCGUCCCAUUCUCAUCUCCACGGCAGCGCCCCCGAUCCAGUCCCCUCUGCCUGUGAUCCCCCACCAAAAGGACCCUGCUCUGGACACGAACAGCAGCUUGGCAGCACCCAGCCCCAACCCCGAGGCGAGGGCCAUCCCGGGCACCCCAGGCAACCUGGAGCUCGGGCAGACCUUUAGCUCCUCCUUCUCCCAGACCUCCGUCUUCUCCUCACACACGGAGGCCUCUGACGCUGGCCCUCCGUGGGGCAGCCCGGGGGCCAAGGUCAGCCUGGAGGGGGCCCUCGACUCUCUAAGCCCGAAAGCCCCGCGGGGUUCGAGCCAGCCAAAGCAGUAUAACAACCCCGUUGGCCUGUACUCGGCAGAGACGCUGAGGGAGAUGGCUCAGAUGUAUCAGAUGAGCCUCCGAGGGAAGGCCUCAGGUGCUGGACUCCUAGGAGGCGCCGACUACCAGGAACGCUUCAACCCCAGCGCCCUGAAGGACUCGGCCCUGUCGACCCACAAGCCCAUCGAGGUGAAGGGGCUGGGCGGCAAGGCCACCAUCAUCCACGCGCAGUACAACACGCCCAUCAGCAUGUACUCCCAGGACGCCAUCAUGGACGCCAUCGCUGGGCAGGCCCAGGCCCAGGGCAGUGACUUCAGUGGGAGCCUUCCUGUCAAAGACCUCACCGUAGACAGCACCUCUCCCGUGUAUCAGGCUGUGAUUAAGAACCAGAACAAGCCGGAAGACGAGGCUGAUGACUGGGUCCGCCGCUCCUCCAGCCUGCAGUCUCGCUCCUUCCGCAUCCUGGCCCAGAUGACGGGGACAGAAUAUAUGCAAGACCCUGAUGAAGAAGCUUUGCGAAGGUCAAGGGAAAGGUUUGAAACGGAACGUAACAGCCCACGUUUUGCCAAAUUGCGCAACUGGCACCAUGGCCUUUCGGCCCACAUCCUUAAUGUUAAAAGCUAAAAGGCUGUCUGGAGCCCCUCACCCCUCUCAGGCCGGACCCCCUCCCUCCUUCCCCCCACACAGAUCUGGCAUGUGAGCCCCACGGUGAUGCUUGAGAAUGUAGAGCUGUGUUGGGGGGCACCUUCGCUAGUCACCUGCAGCAGUUGUGCUCUCUGCCCGCCCUAGAGCUGAUGGCUGAGGCCCAGCCCCAGGCAGCACUGCACCCACUCUACCCCCACCCUUCAGUGCAACCCUCACCGCCCCGCAGAUAGCCCAAGCCUCUGCUCCCCGGUACAGGACCUUCCUGUAGAUCAGCGAGAACGUGAUGGGGUUUGCUGGCAGAACACCCCAGAACCAAGGGAAACAGAAUGUGUCACUGGUCCAUUUCCCACCAACCGCAGCUCCUGGGAGAGGCAGCCUGGCCUAGUGCCAUCCUGGAACAAGCUGCCCAUAGAUCAGGGUCCUGAGAAGAGGCCAAUUCCCCGGCCCCCCUCACUCCUUCGUGCCCUGGAGCCCAGGCAGCCCAGGACAGGGCUCCCUGUAGAGGAAGAGGAGGCCCCAGGGUGGACGAGGUAGAGGCCCUUCCUGGCCGUGGUGAGACUGGAGCAAGUGUUCUCCUCUCUGUGCUGUGUGUGUUGGCUCCCUAGUUCUCUCUCCUGUACAUAUAAGCAUGCUCAUUCUGAAAUAAAGAGGAUUUGAAAUGAACCAAA